Molecule: messenger RNA, 627 nt
Organism: Arachis ipaensis
Lineage: Eukaryota; Viridiplantae; Streptophyta; Magnoliopsida; Fabales; Fabaceae
Source: RefSeq, a predicted model, not a curated record
AUGAGUUUGAGUUAUGAAGAGAGUAGACAGAAUGAGAUCAUAGAAACGGUGAAAGCACAAGUCUCUAAAGCUACUAAUGCAAAAAAUAAUAACAAACUUGUCACAGUCAAAGCAACAAGUAAGAAAGCUUCUUCUGUUGAAGAUAGGUCUUUCAAUAUCUUCCUUUCAGACCUAGACGUCCUUGAUUCCUUAAUUUGCUUUGAUCGCCUCAUCAUUCCAGUCUAUCAGUGUAAAAAUGGUCAUAUUGCUUGCUCUGUUUGCUGCCGUCGCAUUUUUAACAAGUGUGGCUCAUGCUCCUCCUUACUAAUUAGUACGAAAUAUUGCAGAGCCUUGGAGAAAGUAUUAGAAUCCGUUAAAGUUUCAUGUCCCAAUGCCAAACACGGUUGCAAGGACACAUUGCGUUACAAUUGCGACUCUGUUUCCUUGUUUUUGGAUCUACCUACCUACUUCACAACUGAAUAUGGUUUCUCUGCCAGCGCCGGAGUGAGAUUUUUGUACGAUAAACCAUUCAAUGUGACACUCAAGUCUGAAGAUGAAACUAUUAUAUUUCAAGAAGACACUGGUAGCAAGUUGUUCAUACUCCACAAUCUUGUGAUCGAUCACGGAAAUGCUGUUAAUGUUUGUUGA